Molecule: messenger RNA, 5046 nt
Organism: Jaculus jaculus (lesser Egyptian jerboa)
Lineage: Eukaryota; Metazoa; Chordata; Mammalia; Rodentia; Dipodidae
Gene: Cpne3
Product: copine 3
Exons: 16
Coding region: 131-1732 (533 amino acids)
Biological process (GO): cellular response to calcium ion; ERBB2 signaling pathway
Cellular component (GO): plasma membrane
Molecular function (GO): receptor tyrosine kinase binding; calcium-dependent phospholipid binding
Source: RefSeq, a predicted model, not a curated record
CCAGCAGCGGUUGAGCCCCGGCUUUCCGCGAAGCCCGGGUGGCGCCGCCAGCCUUGUUGCCCGACGCUGUACGCGGUCUCCGGCCUGGCCCGACUUCUUCCUCGGCACCGGCCCGUGAGCGCCUCAAGAGAUGGCUGCCCAGUGUGUCACGAAGGUGGAGCUGAAUAUUUCCUGUGACAGCCUUCUGGACCGAGAUAUCACAUCAAAGUCUGACCCUUUGUGUGUGUUGUUUUUGAACACGAGUGGUCAACAGUGGUAUGAGGUUGAACGAACAGAACGAAUUAAGAAUUCCUUAAAUCCAAAAUUUUCUAAGACAUUUAUUAUUGAUUACUACUUUGAAGUGGUCCAGAAAUUGAAAUUUGGAAUUUAUGACAUUGACAACAAAACUAUUGAGCUGAGCGAUGAUGACUUCUUAGGAGAAUGUGAAUGCACCCUUGGACAAAUUGUUUCCAGUAAGAGGCUAACUAGACCACUGGUACUUAAAAAUGGAAGACCCGCUGGGAAAGGAAACAUUACGAUAUCAGCAGAAGAAAUAAAGGACAAUAGAGUGGUCUUGUUUGAAAUGGAAGCCAGAAAACUGGAUAAUAAGGAUUUGUUUGGAAAGUCAGACCCAUACCUGGAGUUUCAUAAGCAAACAUCAGAUGGAAACUGGCUAAUGGUUCAUCGGACAGAGGUUAUUAAAAAUAAUCUGAAUCCUGUUUGGAAGCCCUUUAAAAUCUCUCUUAAUUCUCUGUGCUAUGGAGAUAUGGACAAAACUAUUAAGGUGGAGUGCUAUGAUUAUGAUAAUGAUGGCUCACAUGAUCUCAUUGGAACAUUUCAAACCACCAUGACAAAACUGAAAGAAGCCUCCAGAAACUCACCUGCUGAAUAUGAAUGCAUAAAUGAAAAAAAGAGGCAAAAGAAAAAAAGCUAUAAGAAUUCAGGUGUCAUCAGUGUGAAACACUGUGAGAUUAUGGUCGAAUGCACAUUUCUCGAUUACAUAAUGGGAGGAUGUCAGCUGAAUUUUACUGUGGGUGUGGACUUUACUGGUUCCAAUGGUGAUCCAAGAUCUCCAGACUCCCUACAUUACAUCAGCCCCAAUGGUGUUAAUGAGUAUUUGACUGCUAUCUGGUCUGUGGGAUUGGUAAUACAAGAUUAUGAUGCGGAUAAGAUGUUUCCAGCUUUUGGUUUUGGAGCUCAGGUACCUCCUCAGUGGCAGGUGUCCCAUGAAUUUCCAAUGAACUUUAAUCCAUCCAACCCUUAUUGUAAUGGAAUCCAAGGCAUUGUAGAGGCAUAUCGAGCCUGUCUUCCUCAGAUAAAACUCUAUGGACCAACUAAUUUUUCUCCAAUUAUAAAUCAUGUGGCCAGAUUUGCAGCUGCAGCCACACAGCAGCAGACAGCUUCUCAAUAUUUUGUGCUUUUGAUCAUCACGGAUGGUGUGAUCACAGACCUUGAUGAAACCAGGCAGGCAAUUGUUAAUGCUGCCAAGCUGCCUAUGUCUAUCAUCAUUGUUGGAGUUGGAGGAGCUGACUUUAGUGCCAUGGAGUUUCUGGAUGGCGAUGGGGGAAGUCUCCGUUCUCCAUCAGGCGAGGUGGCCAUCAGAGAUAUUGUUCAAUUUGUGCCUUUCAGACAGUUCCAGAAUGCUCCGAAGGAAGCUCUUGCUCAGUGUGUCCUGGCAGAGAUUCCCCAGCAGGUGGUGGGUUACUUCAACACAUACAAGCUCCUUCCUCCCAAGAACCCAGCCACGAAGUAGGAGAGCUGUGACCACUCCAGAGAAUGCUUAAGCUGUACGAGCAGUGUCAUCUCUUAUGCAGUGAUAAAGCUCUCAUGUUAUGUGCUUUUCACCUAUAUUUUCUGUACAUAUUAUAUAUGUUUAAAUAUAUGUUUCAUUCUGUAAGGGAGGCAAUGCCAAGUCUGUUUCUGCCCAUUCCAAUUCAGUGAUUGCUAGUGAUUUAUGCAAAUUGCAGAGGGGCUAUUUGGAUAAAAUUUAGUGUAGGGGAAGCAGAUUUUAGUUGUGGUGUUUCUUUUCAUACAAUGAAAAAUUUAACAUGCCAUAUUAAAAUAUUUACCAGUAGAGGGAGUGAGGAAUUAUUAGGAUGAUAUGGUUUGCAGGUUGCUGUACUUUAUUUGCUAUACAUGUUUAAAGGCCAUGACCAUGCUCUUGAGAGAGAAAGCCUCUUGAAUUCGAUAAUGUUGCAUUGUUCCUAUGAAUCUACAUUCAUUCCCUUUCCAUGGGGUGAAAUCUGCUGAUACUUGGCACUUGACUUUUGCUGCAGUUUAGAGGCUUUACAGUGUACAGAGCAGUGUGCAUUCUCAUGAGACUUCAUGAGCAGGAAAGGUAAUACUCAUGCACAUUAAACAAGUUAAAAGACCUUCAUGUAGGUGAGCCAUUUCUAGAUUUUUUUGUCUUCAUUGUGAACUACUGCAUGGAUGUUUAGACUUGUCCCUUCUUUUCACCAGUUAACUAAAAUAUUCAGGGUUCUGUGGAAGCAUAGAUGAUGGAUCUUCCCAGAUUCUACAUUAUUAGAUUAAUUAAUCAGAGUUAAUGAAGUAGCUACGAUUGCUUUUCUUAGAAAACUAUGAGGACCAACAUAAACGAUGAAACUUAAGAAUUCCAGUAAAAAAAAAAAAGAAUUUCAGUCCAAGCAUGAUGACACAUGCCUAUAAUUCAAGCCACUCAUGAUACAGAAGAGGGUCACUGCUUUAAGUUUGAGGGCAGCCUGCUUUACAUAGUGAGUUCCAGACCUGCCAAAGCUGUACGGUAAAACCCCAUCUCAAAAAAAAAAAAAAAAAAAAACCUCAAAAAUUCCAUUUCCUUCUAAAUAGUGAUAUACUUAGGGGACAAAAAUGAUUUUUAUACUUUUCUUGCUAUAGUCCUAAGGAUUGAUUUGUAUAGGUUUGUUUAAGUAUUUUCUUCCUUUUAAAAAGAGUAUCUUUUAAAAUUCAUGAUAAUCGUAUCUCUUAAAGUUUUAUCUUACACCAACAUAAGUACCUAAGUUUGGAUUGCCCAGAGUCUUUGUAAGAACAGCGUGCUGUGUGGGCAUAUGUAACCCUAGCACACCUAGGGCAAGAAAGAGGUGGAGGCAGAUUCUCCUUGGAAGACCUCAGACCAGCUAGCAUGGACAACACUGGUGAAUGAGAGACCCUGCUUCAGAAAGGUGCAAGGCAAGGACUGAUACCCGGAGUUGUCCUCUGACUUCCACACACAUGCCCACACUCAUACAUGAACACAUAUAUCAUAUAUACCAGAAAAAUUUUAUAAAAGCCUUAUUUUAUUAUAUAGUGCUUCCUAAGUCUAGAAUGUCUUCUUUUUAGAAUAAAACCUGAUAUAAUUUAAAAAAAAUAAGAGAAAAACAAGCCAAAAAUCCUUUUGAAGUACUAUGUUAGGAUAGAGUAGUUAUAAUAUAGCGUUUGCUUUGAAAGAAUAGGAUUUAUUUUCUUUUAAAAUAUUCUCAAUGACUAUGAAUUAUCUUAUUACUAAAACAAUGAAACAUUAAAUGUCAUUUAGAAUAUAGCAUAUGCUGAUUUCUGAUAAACUAAGCUAAAAUGUGGUAAACUAAGUUAAAAUAAUAGUUUCUUCUUAACUUUCAUUAUCACUUAGUAUACAGCACAUUUUCAAAGCAGGUUCAGUAACAUUUACUUGAGGACAUGUGUGCCAGGUACUGUGCAUAUGCACACAGUAGCCAAUUGUACUUACCAAUUUGACAUUUAACUCAUGUGUUUAUCACAUAUCUUUAAGUGUAUGUCCACAGCACCAGCUGACAUGCCUGUCAGUGUUACUGAAGACCACACCACACAAGUGCCUCUUGUUCUCUAGUCUCUGAAGGACAUGAGCAGUCAAACACAAGCAGCUUCAGCUUCUCAGAAACAAUUUAUUACCAAGAUUUUGCACAGAGGGGACCUACUUGUCUUGACUACCUAGCCCAAGUGAGGGGCUCCCUCUCCCCCCCCCCCCCCCCGCCGGGUAGCUGGCUUCUGGAUUAGUGCUGUUAACCUGAAGGGACCUAUCCAAUAGUCACUUCAUCUAUAGCAGGGUUUCUUUUGUAUCAAAGUUUUAUGUAAUCUCAGUUGGAUGGACUUUAGGAUUCGUAUACAAAUCAAACAUUUACUGAUAAUAAAUCAUAAAAAAUUUACUAUAAGGCAAUUCUUAUAUAUAAUUUUGCCAUUCGAGGUGAAACCAUGUUUGUAUUCUAAGAGCUUGUUUAUUUUUAUAGAAAUAAUUAAACCUUGGCUGAAUAUUUGAUAAUGUAGGACAGAACAUCUUCAACAUAUCAUCAGUGUUGAGAACGUUUCUUCACAUAAGUGCAUAGUACAAAAUGUCACAAGUAUGUUUAAGGCCAUUUUUUCAGUCUGUAAUUAUUAUUUAUUACUAGCUUUGCUCCUUACACUGUAUUUGUUGAGUUUGACAGCUGUUAGUUACUAGGAGUAAAUUAUGUUUGUUUUUCUUGCCCCUCCCCCCAAGUUUAAGGCCAUUUUAAAAAUUAUUGGAAAUUCUUCUCUACUUCCCAGCCAAAAUUCAUUUAAUGAUUUUUUAAAAUGGAAGCCAAGUCAGCAACUCAGUAACUUUUAAAAUCAAGCAUUCUAACACAAUCCAAAAUGGUGGUAGGAAAAUAUUUCUGUAAACCCAUAUUUUACUAUAGGAGCAGAAAACUAUAUAGUGAGGAUACUGCAACUCAUAAUGUAUACUCUGAGCCCAGGUGUUUCAGGCCGCCUCUGUGUAACAUAGAUGGUGUAACAGCAAGUGUGCAAAGGGUAGAUGUUGUGUGUUCAGAAACAAGCCUGUAGUGAGGUUGUGUUAUGCAACAUGGCUGAACUCUGUCAGAAAUAAGUUGGAUUAAUUAUGCAUUUUAUUCUGAGUUAACUUUUUAUCAUUUCACAUUUAUUUAUCAUUGCCAAUUUUUGCAAUGCCCACAUUUAGUUAUAUGACUUCACAUGAGAUCAUGUCCUACUGUUUAAGAAUCUGGGCUGUAGGAGGGUGCAUUAGUUGACAAUCCUAUUAUUAACAGAGAAAGAGAAAAACUGAUCAUUUCUUCUGGUUUGGCAUACCUGUGCUUAGAAACUGCAAAA